This is a messenger RNA of Pelobates fuscus (common spadefoot toad), 1244 nucleotides long. RefSeq names its product zinc finger SWIM-type containing 7 (gene ZSWIM7). Gene Ontology annotation, cellular component: Shu complex. Gene Ontology annotation, molecular function: zinc ion binding. Gene Ontology annotation, biological process: double-strand break repair via homologous recombination. The transcript is spliced from 6 exons. The coding region runs from base 359 to 772 and encodes 137 amino acids. The record is from RefSeq and is a predicted model, not a curated record. NCBI's taxonomy places the organism in Eukaryota, Metazoa, Chordata, Amphibia, Anura, Pelobatidae.
AACUCAACACACCUAUAUGACAAGAUUUAUAUACCACUGGAAUGAGGUUAAAAACGUGCAUAACCUAGUCUGAUACACCAGUGCAUAAAUGAUAAUCAACAAUAACACUACAGCGAAGAAGAAACGUCUCUGGGAUAUUUGUAGGACGGCAUCAGCAAGCGCCAGAGCAGGUCACGUGACACGCGCUAGCUAAUGAACCACGACUUGCCUGUGAUCUAGACGCGACUUCUACCUUGACAACUGUUGCUGGGGAUCGAACCCGGAAGCUUUCCAUGUGUUCUAUGGAAGUUUGUCACAAGUAUUGGGAGGAAUGUUAAACUUUACCACGUGGCCUUGUCUUUGAGUUCCUACAUGGAAGAUGAAUACUGUUUUGCCCUCAGUGGCAGAAGAACUCAUUCGGGAAAUAAAACGGAACUUCCAGGAAACGUCACAAAUUUCCGAUGAACAUCUAUUAGCGCUGAAGUUUAUAUUUGGACCCACUGCUUUGCAAGCCUUAGACUUGGUUGACCAGCGAUCAGUCACACGUGUGACAAGUCCCAGCGGAAGGACCACAUUCCAGGUUACUGGGAGCUCUGGAAAGAUGUAUACAUGCUAUUCAUUCUGCCAUUACUGUUCCUGCCCAGCCUUUUCAUUCUCCGUGCUCAGGAAAAAUGAGUCUUUGCUGUGCAAGCAUAUUCUUGCUGUGUACCUGAGUCAAGCCACAGGGACCUGCCAGGAACGUACAGUAUCGGAUGAGCAGAUAUGUGACAUACUGUUAGCAAAGGAGCUUUAGACCCUUUUGUCUUUUGCAGAGAAGACAUACCGUGCUCGGCAUGUGUCAGACAGCAGUGGUGAAACUUGUAUUUAUUAAUUUAUGAUGUUCACUGAUGCAAAAUGUAUAUAGAAUUAUAAAGGAAACAUAAACUUUAAAUGUUGUGAUAUAUUCGGAGUGAUUUUUUUUGCUUUGUUUUGUUUUAAAUCGUGUGUCUGAUUUGACAUCCUGAGUUGUCCAGUUCACAGUUUUUCAUUGAUGGACAAGAAAGUGCGACUUGGUGAUGUUAAUAAUUGCCUAAUUCUGCAAACUCUGGCUCAAAUUUAACAGGUUCAGUACCAGAAACCAUAUGCAUUCUUUUUAUGCCUUACCUACAAUACCUUUGGAAUUUCAUUUUAAUUUAAUUGUAUGUGUUUGUUUGGGCAAAGGUAGGUACCUGGCUGGAUUGUAAUGCCUGAACCCUGGGAUUUUUGAAAAUAAACUUUCACUAUGA